ACAUGUCUCCCAUGCUUUUCCACGCGCUCACCUUCCUCCUCACCAUCAUCGUCGCCGCCCAACCCCAAGACGACGCCUUGGACUACGACCGAUGCCGGCCCUUCACCUGCGGAGGCAUCAACUACUCCUUCCCCUUCCCCUUCUCCGACUCCGCCUCCUUCGGCACCGACUCCGUCGGCUGCGGCCUCUCCCGCUUCCAGCUCUCCUGCGACGCCUCCGGCCGCCCCGUCCUCGACCUCCCCGGCACUCCCUACCGGGUCCUAGCUCUCUACCCGAACAGCGAGGAGCUCGCCAUCACCGUCGUCAACGACCAGCUCAUCAAGGACCUGAACGCCAGCUCCUGCGAGUCGCUCCAGAACCUGACCAUCCCGAGCUCCGGAGUCCAGAUCGACAGCCUCGGCCUCCCUCCUCGGUGGCCCUUCAACCUCACCUUCUUCGAGUGCGACUCCGGCAUCGCGCUCCCCCGCGAAAUCGCCGACGCGAUGGUGGUGAACGUGAGCUGCGGAGAGGAGAGACUUUAUGUGUGGUGGAACCAAUCGAGGAAUCAGUCGAUUCGUUCCGAUUACUCGUACGGCGGAGAGACGCCCUAUGGAUGCAAGUUCGUGGAGGUGCCAGUGUCCGAUGUCCUCAAUUUAAAUAGCAGUGGAUUUAGGAACAUGAGUAAAGAGGAGAGGUGGAGCUUCGUUCUGGGUGUGAUGAGAAAAGGAUUUCCUCUGGCCUGGUCCGCCAUUCCGGAUUGCGAAAACUGCCGAAGGAGAGGCGGCCGGUGCGGAUUCGAGGCCGGUUCGAGAAAAGUCGUCUGCUUCUGCAGCGGCUGCAAGAAGCCAGACAAGACCAAACUCAUUAUCGGUUGUGCAUUGGGAAGCUUGUCUCUUGGGCUCGUUAUGAUCUUACUAUACAUUUUUAAGUCGAGAAGUUUGUCAAUUCAGAAGACAUCCUGUUUUGGCAAAGAUGAAACUGCAGAAGAGAGGGCAAAGGCAGAGCAAUUCAUAAGAACUUAUCAGUCAACCUUAUUGACCAGUUAUUCAUACAAGGACGUAAAGAAGAUGACCAACGCCUUGAAGGAGCGACUGGGUGAAGGUGGAUAUGGUACUGUCUAUAAAGGAAGGAUGCCAGGCGGGCGACCUGUCGCUGUCAAAAUACUCGACAAGUCCAGCAACAACAGCCAGGACUUCAUCAACGAAGUUGCAACCAUAGGCAUGAUUCACCAUGUUAAUAUUAUCCGUUUGCUCGGUUUCUGUUUGGAAGGUUCGAAACGAGCUCUAAUCUAUGAGUACAUGCCUAACGGGUCUCUAGGAGACUUGCUGCAUAACGAAGGGUCAAAACUUUCUUUGGUGAUGGAAAAACUGCUCGAAAUUGCUAUAGGGGUUGCCCUUGGAAUUGAGUACUUGCACAAGGGUUGCAACUCACGGAUAUUGCAUCUUGACAUAAAGCCUCAUAAUGUUUUGCUUGAUGAGAACUUCAACCCGAAAAUCUCUGAUUUUGGGUUGGCAAAAAUAUACUCCAGGAAUAGGAGUUUCAUCACCAUGACAGGUGCUAGGGGAACGGUCGGGUUCAUUGCUCCUGAAAUAUUCAUGAGAAAUCUGGGAAAUCCUUCUCAUAAGUCCGACGUCUACAGCUUUGGAAUGCUGUUGCUCGAGAUGGUUGGCAAGAGGAAGCAUGAAGAAGUGAAGGGAGGCAAAUCGAGUGAAUCAUAUUUUCCAGGCCAGAUUUACGAUGAAAUCAAUGAAGAAAGAGCACAAGAAUUUGGCGAUCUCGUGGAAGAAGUUGCUGUGUCAAGAAAGAUGAUUAUGGUAGGUUUGUGGUGCAUUCAAAUAAAUCCGAAGGAUCGGCCCUCGAUGACGCAAGUGCUGGAAAUGUUGAUGGGCAACUCGAAAAGCAUUCCAAUGCCGCCCAAGCCGCAGUUCUUUUCUCCUCCUCGAUCGCAAGUCAUGCCUGGAAGUUCUUCCACAGAUGUAGACGCUAGUUCUGUACCCCUCACGCUUGACAGUCAAGAGACGUAGCUGAUUAGUAAAGGGAUUUUUCUCAGUGAAGCACAUUUGAGAAUGGCGUAUGGAUGGCACAUGAGGAAUUGAGGAUGACAUAGAAUGGGAAAUACGUUGACACUCUUAAUACUUUUUGUUCCAGUGGGUUUAUAGGCUUCAUAGGACAGAAAGGAAGGCUUGAAGGAAGUUGGAGAAAAGAAAGUGAGGUUUUUAUGUUCCAGAAAAGAUACAUCUACCUACAUUAUAAACAUCUACAUACAUUUAAAAAUAGAAUA
Molecule: messenger RNA, 2260 nt
Organism: Eucalyptus grandis
Lineage: Eukaryota; Viridiplantae; Streptophyta; Magnoliopsida; Myrtales; Myrtaceae
Product: rust resistance kinase Lr10-like
Exons: 3
Coding region: 3-2003 (666 amino acids)
Biological process (GO): protein phosphorylation
Molecular function (GO): ATP binding; protein kinase activity; polysaccharide binding
Source: RefSeq, a predicted model, not a curated record